AUGGCGGAGCCCGCUGCGCGGCACCCGUCGCCGCCCUCGGGGCUGCUGGAGCUGUGCGCGCUGGUGGGCGCCCCUCGGGACAGCCUCCGCGGCCUGGAGCAGGCUGCUCAGAAACGAGGAGUGAAAAGGCUCUCCUCCCUCGACCCGGAGGUUCUGUCUGUCUUUGUGCCUCCUUUCGCCAGUAGAGAGGACAGCCAGGCCCCCAGCAUAAGUGGCACCGCUCUCAACAAAGUCAGGAGGCGCUCCUUCCGGAAGAAGCGAGAGAAGCCCAGGAUGGAGGCGUGGAAGAGCCCCCCGGGGGACCCCAGGGGGCCUGAUCCUGAGGACGUCAGCAUUCCAGGUGGUGUGGACCUCCUUGCCCUGCCUCAGCUGUGCUUCCCAGGGGGCAUGUGUGCGGCCUCGGAGCCAAGGGAGGACUCUGUGCAUUUCCUGGUGCUCACCGACAUCUGUGGGAACAGAACGUACGGCGUGGUUGCCCAGUACUGCCGACCUCUGCACGAUGAACACUGUUUCUACAAUGGAAAGACGCACUGGGAGCCCAGCGUGAGCGUGAGCACAGCCGGCUGCUUCGUGCCCUUCGCAGUGUGUGUGGUGUCGCGGUUCCCCUACUACAAUUCCCUUAAGGACUGCCUCUCCUGUUUAUUGACUCACCUGAAGCUCUGUAAAGAUUUUGAAGUUGACAAUUGCAUAAAAGACUUUGCCGCAAGACUGUCAUUAAUACCGAGCCCACCGCCUGGCCCGCUCCACUUGAUAUUUAACAUGAAGCCACUGCAGGUGGUGUUUCCCUCCCAAGCCGACCCGGAGAGCCCCGUCAUUGACUUAGACCUCCACCUGCCCCUGCUGUGCUUCCGGCCUGAGAAGGUGCUGCAGGUCCUGAGCUGCCUUCUGACGGAGCGACGCAUUGUCUUCUUCUCCUCGGACUGGGCGCUGCUGACACUCAUCGCCAGCUGCUUCAUGGUCUACCUCCACCCCCUGCAGUGGCAGCACACCUUCGUGCCCAUCCUGUCGGGACAGAUGCUGGACUUCAUCAUGGCGCCCACGUCUUUCCUUAUGGGUUGCCACAUUGACCACUUUGAAGAAGUCAGCCAGGAAGCCGACGGCCUGAUUCUGAUAGACAUUGACCACGGGAGUGUCACCUGCUCUAAGAGUUCAGACCACGACAGGGACAUUCCUGAUGUGCCCCUUCUGCCGGCACAGACGUUCAUUCAGAGGAUCCAGAGCCUCCAGCUAUACCCAGAGCUGCACCUUGCACACCUGAGCUCCAGCACAGACCUGAACGAGGGCCGUGCCCGCCACCGCGCCUGGCAGCAGACACUCAACUGUAAGAUCCAGCACAUAGCCCUGCAGCUGCUCGUUGAUGUCUUCAGGGAAGUGAAGAACCACUUAAACUAUGAGCACCGAGUAUUCAAUAGUGAGGAGUUUCUCAAGACGAGAGCAGCAGGGGACCAGCAGUUCUAUAAGCAGGUUUUGGAUACAUACAUGUUCCACUCCUUUCUGAAAGCCCGGCUCAGCGGCAGGCUGGACGCCUUUGCCCGCCUGGACCUGGACACCCAGUCUGAGCAGGACAGAAUCGACAGGAUGCUCAUGAGUCCAAGGAGACCAACGGUGGAGAAGAUGGCCUCCCGGAAGUUCACACCCCUGCACAUCACCCACAGGCGCCUGGUGGUCAGCAUGCCCAACCUGCAGGACAUCACGCUGCCCGACCUGCCACCCAAGAACUCAUCACUGCGGACAAUGGACACGUCGCCCUGCAGCAGCAGCAGCCCGGGUGCACACAUGAACAUGGACACACCUACGGGCACGCACAGCACACGCUCACCUCAGUUUUGGGAGGGAGUUCUGAACAUGGCUCCAAAGACCACAUAUACAUUCAAGAUCCCAGAGAUCCACUUCCCGCUGGUGAGCCAGUGUGUUCAGGCCUACUACACUGAUUUCAUCACCCUGCUGAGUAAGGCCAUGGGCCUGCUGGGCCCUGGCGACUCCCUGCUCCUGGCCAGGUAUUUCUACCUGCGCGGCAUCGUCCACCUGACACAGGGACAGCUUCUGAACGCCCUCUUAGAUUUCCAGAACCUGUAUAAGACCGACAUAGGGAUUUUCCCGGCUGAUCUCGUUAAGGGGACAGUGGAAUCCAUGUCGGCCUCUGAGCGAACCCAGGCCGAGCGGAUGCCCGAGCUGAGACGGCUCAUCACGGAGGUCAUGGACAAGCCAGGCGAGCCCCCCAAGGUGGAUGACCCUGUGAAGAACUUUGAGCUGCCCAAGAAGCAUAUGCAGCUGAGUGACUUUGUGAGGAGGGUCCAGGAAUCGGGGAUCGUGAAGGACGCCACCAUCAUCCACCGCCUGUUUGAUGCACUGACCGUGGGACAGCAAAAACAGAUAGACCCUGACACAUUCAGAGAUUUCUACACAUGCUGGAAGGAGACAGAAGCAGAGGCUCAGGAGGUCAGCCUGCCUGCGAUGGUGAUGGACCAUCUGGACAAGAAUGAGUGUGUUUAUAAGCUCUCCAGCUCUGUGAAGACAAAUCGCGGCGUUGGCAAGAUUGCCAUGACCCAGAAGCGCCUGUUCCUGCUCACUGAGGGCCGGCCGGGCUAUGUGGAGAUUGCCACAUUCAGGAACAUAGAGGAAGUCAAGAACACCACAGUAGCCUUUCUCCUCCUGCGGAUCCCCACCUUGAAGAUUAAGACAGUGGCAAAGAAAGACGUCUUCGAGGCAAACUUGAAGUCUGAGUGUGACCUCUGGCACCUGAUGGUGAAGGAGAUGUGGGCUGGGAAGAAGCUUGCGGAUGAUUACAAGGACCCACAGUAUAUUCAGCAAGCGCUGACCAACGUCUUGCUCAUGGACGCCGUGGUCGGCACGCUGCAGUCCCCAGGUGCCAUCUAUGCUGCCUCCAAGCUGUCCUACUUUGACAGGAUGAAGAGUGAAGUCCCCAUGGCAGUCCCAAAGACAACUUCAGAGACCCUGAAACACAAGAUAAACCCUUCUGCUGGAGAGACUGCCCCACAAGCUGUCGAUGUCUUGCUGUACACGCCAGGGCGCCUUGAUCCUGCAGAGAAAGUUGAAGAUGCCCACCCCAAGCUGUGGUGUGCCCUGAGUGAGGGCAAAGUGGUCGUGUUUGACGCUUCCUCGUGGGCCAUCCACCAGCACUGCUUUAGAGUGGGCACCUUGAAAGUGAACUGCAUGGUGGCGGUAGAGCAGAGCCAGGUGUGGGUGGGCUCCGAGGACUCCCUCAUCUACAUCAUCAACGUCCGCAGCAUGUCCUGCCACAAGCAGCUCACGGACCACCGGGCUGCGGUCACCGGCUUGGUAGUGAACUGUGGAAAGAAAUGCAGUGAGGUCUACUCGUGCAGUGUGGAUGGGACGGUCCUGGCGUGGAACGUGAGCACUCUGCGGGUGACCCACCGGUUCCAGCUGCAGCACGGGGACCUCACAGCCAUCCGCCUGCACGGCGAGCGUCUGUGGUGCUGUACAGACCAUGGUAUCAUGGUGGUGACGAUGCAGGACUUUGCUCAGGAGAUGAGGAUCAACAAGGAUGCAGAUGAGGGUCAUGCCUCCGUCCUGGACUUCCAGCUGCUCCCCGAGGAGGAGCAGCUGUGGGUAGCUUUCAAAGGGUGCAGCGAGCUCUGCACCUGGAGCCUGAAGGACCUGGCUCGGCCCCCUCAAAGGACCUGCCUGCAGGACUGCCUUGAGCUCAGCUGCAUGAUCCGUGUGAAGAGACAGAUCUGGGUGGGUGGCAAGGGACUGUCACAGGGGAAGCCCAGAGGGAAGAUCUACGUGAUCGAUGUGGAGAGGAAGACAGUGGAAAAGGAGCUGGUGGCCCACAUGGAUGCCGUGAGGACCCUGUGCUCCGCGGAGGACCGCUACGUGCUGAGUGGGGCAGGCAAGGAGGAAGGCAAGAUCGCCAUCUGGAAAGUGGAGUGACCGCCACCGAGCGCCUGAGCUGAGAAGACCAGGGUCGGUGCUCAGGAGCCAGGCGGCCCCACACGCUCGCUUGCGCUCCCGCGCUCUCUGCCCCGAGGGUCUUCAUGUCCAGCUGCUCCUUGGGUGAGCAGGCCUGCCUCACUGCUGAUAAACCUCAGCUGCAGUUAUGGCAUAUGUUGUCUAGAAAGUUCCAGACUCCACGGGCAGGAGCCAGCACUGUAGUCACCCGUUUCUUUGAAUCCCAUGACCUGCAGCUCUGUGGCUUUCCUUUCCUCCACUUACUCAUGCAUUUGUUCAUUCCACUGACACUCAGACUCCACAGCGUGGAGAUGGCUGGCAUGUGAUUGGGAGCCACAGAGCCUUGCCACGUUCCACCAAGUUCUGUUUCCAGGGAGGCUUCUGCGUGUUUGAGAUAACUGGUCUGGUGGAACCGGCUUGUGCUACCUACCUUUCCCCAUCAGGACAGGUGACUGAAGCUUGCCCAAGGGGAGGGGACAGCACUGGUGGGUGGGUUUGUCCAGACAGGGCUGGCCAAGGCAGGCUCUGUCUUUGUAUUAAGGUUUUAAUGAAAAACAAAACAAAAAACCCAGUGAGGCUUUCUCUAGGAAAGACUGCAGCUAGGAAGCUCCAUCCAGACGCACAUGUACGCCCUUGUCCAGCGCAGCUCUCACCAGGAGCACGUUCCCACCGUGCCUGCACCUUGUGUGCCCUGUGUAUAUGUAUGUAGGUGACCCUUGCUAUUUUUUUAUUUAUUUAUUUGAGAGAAACAGAUAGAGAAAGAGGCAGAUAGAGAGAGAGAGAGAAAGAGAGAGAGAA
Messenger RNA from Jaculus jaculus (lesser Egyptian jerboa), 4731 nucleotides. It is a transcript of the gene Dennd3, whose product is annotated as DENN domain containing 3. Gene Ontology annotation, cellular component: cytoplasmic vesicle. Bases 1 to 3915 code for a protein of 1304 amino acids. Lineage: Eukaryota; Metazoa; Chordata; Mammalia; Rodentia; Dipodidae. The transcript has 24 exons. Gene Ontology annotation, molecular function: protein binding. The record is from RefSeq and is a predicted model, not a curated record. Gene Ontology annotation, biological process: regulation of Rab protein signal transduction.